This is a messenger RNA of Cyclocybe aegerita, 678 nucleotides long. The record is from the annotation of a GenBank genome assembly. Lineage: Eukaryota; Fungi; Basidiomycota; Agaricomycetes; Agaricales; Hemipholiotaceae.
AUGACAGAACUGCGGACUUCUGGAGUAGUCGAGGGGCGAUUGCCAAACUUGUUAAUCGCGAUGGAUCACUCGCCGGUAGAUCAGGUCUUGACGCUGAGCUUGGGCCGGGUCUCCAUGUCGCGUGAAAGCCUCCAUCCGACGCUCUACGCGCGCUGCUUUAAUGACGUUGAUAUCUUAACUCGAAAUUCCCCCGGAGCGCUGGCUUUUCAAGGGUCGGUGGGCCAUGUUAGGCGCUACAGCGAUCAAGCCACAUCCAACGACUGGUCCAUUGUCCAAGUGGAUCAGGACCUAGCUACCGCAGCGCCAGGUUUUCCUUACUCGUUCCGUGUGUUUAUUCACGUAAGAACCCUCGAAGACUUGAACGCGGGCGUUUAUUAUACCCUGAAGGAGACAGCUGUCCUCAGGCGGCAAGAUCCCUCAUGGUUCAGGAUCUUGCCGCCAAUACACACAGAAGGUUUAUCUGAAGAGCGCCACGUCCAGAGCGGCGCCGGGAUGUGCUAUCAGCUAUUCAUAAACAUUCUGCUACGGGGGUUUGAUAACGACAGCGUAUUUUUGGCCGCUACCCCAACCAACCGUCUCCGGUUUCGAUCCCUGCAAGUGCCCUGGACGUCCACAGUCUAUUUCGAGGACGCUGCGAGGAGUUUCGGCGCCCUGAAGAUUGAGGCUAAGUAUUUAUGA